UUCACGAUGUCAGGCCCUGCAAGGAAACGGACCCUGGAUACUUUUUUCAAACCUACCUCAAAGAGGACCCGUGUCUCAGAGGACAAUGGUGGCAGUAGCGACCUAGAGAUUUCAUCUGAAGACCAUAAGCUGGAAUUCACUCAUCACUCGUCGUAUCCCUUUCCAAUACCAUGUUUUCCAUACUCUGUUUCAGCCAACUUCACCUCACUUCCUUGCACAGUUGGCAAGGCCAUCAAUGACCAGGCCGAUCUUGACCUCCUCUACUUCCAGCCAUAUAUCCCCAAGAAUCUUGAACGCCAGAUCUUUGAAUUCCUCCGCCGAGAAUUACCUUUCUACAGAGUUGAGUAUAAGAUCAAGCGCGGAGGGGUCGAAACGCAAAUACGAACUCCGAGAUACACGACAGUCUUUGGCCUAGACGAAACAUCACGUUUCAACGAAGACGGCGAGAUCGUUGAUGCAAAGACAGGAAAAGAAGUAAAGAGGGACAAAGACUAUACUAGAUGCUCUCCCCGCCCCAUUCCCAAGUGCCUUGAUGGCCUGCGCAUUUCCACUGAAGCUGCAACUGGUUGCAGGUUCAACUUCUGCCUCGUCAAUUACUAUGCUUCUGGUUCAGAUAGCAUAUCUUACCACAGUGACGAUGAAAGAUUUCUCGAACCUGAACCCGCCAUCGCGUCUUUUUCCCUCGGGGCGAAGAGGGAUUUUUUAAUGAAGCACAAGCCGGUCAUCCCGAACGGCAAUGCGGAACCAACACCAGAGACGAAACCCAUAAAAUUACCACUCGCAAGUGGCGAUAUGAUACUAAUGAGAGGGAAGACGCAAGGAAACUGGCUGCAUUCAAUUCCCAAACGCACAGGAAAGAAUGCUGAGGAUGGAGGAAGGAUCAACAUCACAUUCAGGAAGGCGAUGGUGAAGGCUGGGACAGAAAACUAUUAUCAUUAUAACGUUGGCACCGGCCCCGUCUAUAAGUGGGAUAAUAGUUCACGGGAGAUGAAGCUGUUGACGUUUGACGGCCGCGGAUAACUAUCUUCCGAACCUCAUCUGUGCGUUGGCGUAAUUGUAUAAUGCCCGUAAAAAUACCUGGUACCCAACCCCCUGAUUAUCUUGCACGUGAAAGAUUUCAGUCAGUCGUAACUGCCAGGGGGGAUAGCCGGAUAGCUCCACCGUUGGUCCGAACAAUACGAGGAGGUCGGGCUCGCCCAUAACGCUUUCGGUAAUUUCGGCGUCAACCAGGUCGAUGCUGAUGUCGUUUGAUGAGAUCUUGGAUCGUUGAGACAUUUCCGUGAGAGUUUUUGUGAGAUCAACUAAGGAGUCUCGACCAUCUUCAGCUGAAAGAAGAAGGACAGAGAGGUGCUGUAAAGGCGACCCUGAUGACUCGCUUGAUGAUGUCUUUGAAGCCGACUCCAUGGACGGUAUGUGAGGUGCUCGUAGUGAUAAUGCCGGGUGGUCAGGUCCGAAAUAUGAUGAGAGCUUCCUUGUUACUGCUCUAUGUGUUGCAGGGACGUACCCUUUGAGUAUGC
This is a messenger RNA of Amorphotheca resinae ATCC 22711, 1517 nucleotides long. RefSeq lists its product as hypothetical. Gene Ontology annotation, biological process: DNA repair. Bases 7 to 1020 code for a protein of 337 amino acids. NCBI's taxonomy places the organism in Eukaryota, Fungi, Ascomycota, Leotiomycetes, Helotiales, Amorphothecaceae. The record is from RefSeq and is a predicted model, not a curated record. The transcript is spliced from 3 exons.